UUUCUUCUUCAAUUUUUCUUGUGUGCGCAUAAUUUCCGAGUUUGCAACGUGACACAUUCGUCCUUAAUUAAUAACCAUCGAAUUUAUUAUUGUCACACAUGGCAAAUUUAAAUCGAUUAAACUAUCGUAAUGAAACAUCAACAAAUAGCUGUCGACAUGACAAACAUGGUGUUCACUGCCUGCUCGUAUUUGGCGCUCGCCGGGGCGGUUUGGAUAUUCCUGCGUCUCAUACAGGCUUGCUUCUGGCUGCCGAAACACCUGAAGAGACAAAACGAUGUUCAAAAAAUGUUGCAGGACAAGGUGGACAGUUACGAAAAAUACGUGUUAGAGUGCGAGGAGAAGGAGAAGGCCGAAAUGUUGGAGUCAAUUGACGACGAGAAGAAGAACCUCGAGAUGUCGGAGAAGUGGAAGGAGCGAAGAGAAUGUCUGGACAUGCUGAAGCGGGAGUUGCAGAGAGUCAAAGACGGCAAAGACAUGACCGAUUGGGACGCUUUGCUGGACGAGGAGUUGAAGAAGCACGCGGAUCUGGACGACAAUAAACUUUUAGAGGAGGAGGAGGAGGAGGAAAAUUACAAUAAAGAAAAAGGCGAUAACGAGAAGGGAGAAGAAAAGAUCGAGGCGGACGAGUCAAAGAAGGAGAAGUAAAAAAAAAAAACACGCGUAUACUCUAUCAAGUGCUUUAAAAGUGCCUUAAACGAGACCGUCGAGUCUCGACCGUUGAGUAGCUUUACAUUUAACUUGUAAAGAAGUACGGAGAUUACUGACAAAACGCGCAAUAGAAAUAAGUAACAAGAAAUAUCUCGCGAAAGAACGUUUUUUUCAUUUUUUUUAAUGAGCGCGCAUGUGCUGUUGAUUUAUUCAUUUCAAUUGUCGAUAAUCGAUUAUUUCAAUAUAAAAUGCGAAUCUAUUAACUUUAUAUUGUUAGUGUCAUAUUUGAUCCGCGCGCGCGCACACACACACACACGCGCACGCACGUACACACGCGCAAUAUCACAUGUAUCUAAUUUGCAUUGUGACAAUUGCGUGCAAUCAAUGCACAAAGUGUCGGUAGCGACAAAAUUGUUUCAAGUAACAAACAAAUAAAUAUUCAAAGAUUGUUUAUUGUUUUGCGUUGUUGUUCUCUAAUGCGAAGAGAUCAUUCGCGCGUGAAAAUACAGCCGCAAUGAUCCAUCCGAAAGAAUAAAAAAAGUUCGGAAAAAAUAGAUAGUAGUAAAUUUACAAUUUCAGUGUUGUGUGCUAUUAUAAAAAAAUGUGCAAUCGAUAUUAACGAAACGCCAGCUACCUCGACGAACUUGUUUUAAUAAUACAUAUAAGUCACGUGUGUAAAUCGAUAUUCUAUACAUGUAUAUAUAAAUAUAUAUAUAUAUAUACACAUGCACACACACACACGUUAUAUAAUAUAUAUAUAUACACACGUGCAUUAUAUAAUAUGUGUAAUCACACGAAUAAUUAAUUUGUUAUCAAUACAAAUUAUUACGGCGCUCCUCGCAAAUAUAAGACUUGUAAACGUAAAUGAUGCAACCGGCGUUAUAACGUGCUCACAUAUUGCAACAUGAUGCGAACCGCGGCGCGUUACGUUUACUUCUGCAUCGAAGCGUGUGAUUAUGAGACUUACACGGAUAUAGAAGAUAUAAUUUUCUUGCAAUAUAAAACAGUUAAAAUAUAACAUGCGAUCAAAACGAUAAUAAUAUUCAACAAAACUGAGCGGGCCGUGCAAUAUCAUUCAGUGAUUCAUAUAAUUUAUAAUAUAUAGUCGACUUUGUGUGGUUUUAUAUUAUAGCGAUACAUAUCACCUUUGUAUACAUUGUGAGAUCAAUA
Messenger RNA from Pseudomyrmex gracilis, 1818 nucleotides. RefSeq names its product trichohyalin. The coding region runs from base 130 to 645 and encodes 171 amino acids. The transcript has 3 exons. NCBI's taxonomy places the organism in Eukaryota, Metazoa, Arthropoda, Insecta, Hymenoptera, Formicidae. Gene Ontology annotation, molecular function: actin binding. The record is from RefSeq and is a predicted model, not a curated record.